Suncus etruscus (white-toothed pygmy shrew) is the source of this 1380-nucleotide messenger RNA. It is a transcript of the gene NUCB2, whose product is annotated as nucleobindin 2. Gene Ontology annotation, cellular component: extracellular exosome; endoplasmic reticulum-Golgi intermediate compartment. The record is from RefSeq and is a predicted model, not a curated record. Gene Ontology annotation, molecular function: calcium ion binding. NCBI's taxonomy places the organism in Eukaryota, Metazoa, Chordata, Mammalia, Eulipotyphla, Soricidae. The coding region runs from base 1 to 1263 and encodes 420 amino acids. The transcript is spliced from 12 exons.
AUGACGUGGCGAACCAUCCUAUUCCAAUAUUGUUUUCUCUUGGUUACAUUUCUAUUAACUGUGCUUGAAGCUGUGCCUAUAGACGUAGACAAGACAAAAGUAAAAGAUGCUCAACCUGUGGACAGUGCCAAAAUAGAACCACCAGACACUGGACUUUACUAUGAUGAAUACCUCAAGCAAGUGAUCGAUGUGCUGGAAACAGACAGUCAUUUCAGAGAAAAACUUCAAAAAGCAGACAUAGAGGAAAUAAAGAGUGGGAGGCUAAGCAGAGAACUUGAUUUAGUAAGUCAUAAAGUGAGGACAAGACUUGAUGAAUUAAAAAGGCAAGAAGUAUCAAGGUUAAGAAUGCUCAUUAAAGCUAAAUUGGAUUCUCUUCAAGAUACAGGUAUAGACCAUCAAGCUCUUCUAAAACAAUUUGAACAUUUAAAUCACCAGAAUCCUGACAAGUUUGAGCCCACAGAUUUAGAUAUGCUAAUCAAAGCGGCUACGAGUGAUCUAGAAAAUUAUGAUAAGACUCGACAUGAUGAAUUUAAAAGAUAUGAAAUGAUGAAGGAGCAUGAGAGGAGGGAAUAUUUAAAAACAUUAAAUGAAGAAAAGAGAAAAGAAGAAGAAAUUAAAUUUGAAGAAAUGAAGAAAAAGCAUGAAAAUCAUCCCAAAGUUAAUCAUCCAGGAAGCAAAGAUCAACUCAAAGAAGUGUGGGAAGAAUCUGAUGGAUUGGAUCCUAAUGACUUUGACCCCAAGACAUUUUUCAAAUUACAUGAUGUCAAUAAUGAUGGCUUCCUAGAUGAACAAGAAUUAGAAGCUCUAUUUAUUAAAGAGUUGGAGAAAGUAUAUGACCCCAAAAAUGAAGAAGAUGAUAUGGUUGAAAUGGAGGAAGAAAGGCUUCGAAUGAGGGAACAUGUAAUGAAUGAGGUGGAUACUAACAAAGACCGACUGGUGACUUUAGAAGAGUUUAUGAAAGCAACAGAGAAAAAGGAAUUCUUGGAGCCAGACAGCUGGGAGACUUUGGAUCAGCAGCAGUUUUUCACAGAGGAAGAACUGAAAGAAUAUGAAAGUAUGAUCUCUGUACAAGAAACAGAACUAAAGAAAAAAGCAGAGGACCUUCACAAACAAAAAGAAGAGCUGCAACGUCAGCAUGAUCAACUUGAAGCUCAGAAACUGGAGUAUCAUCAGGCUGUGCAGCAAAUGGAACAGAAAAAAUUACAAAAAGGAAAUCCUCCAUCUGGACCAGGUGGAGAAUUGAAGUUCGAGCCACACAUUUAAAGACUGAAGUCCACCAGAACUUGGAAGACAGCUGUUAAAUCAAUACCUAUCUCAUCUUUUUAAUCUCCCUUCCUUUUUCUGUGUUCAAUAAAUAUUUUAAAGCAUAUAUGGAAUAAA